Messenger RNA from Caenorhabditis sp. 36 PRJEB53466, 2400 nucleotides. The record is from the annotation of a GenBank genome assembly. NCBI's taxonomy places the organism in Eukaryota, Metazoa, Nematoda, Chromadorea, Rhabditida, Rhabditidae.
AUGCUGAGAAGUGUGAUACUUCGGCACAGUCGAACAGUGACCAGGAGCAGUUGGAUCAGAACGGAAUGGAAACGAACAAUUAAGAAUGAAAAAAAAGAAACGGUCUGAGCUUGAACUGAAACACGGAAAGAAUUGCGUAUUCAGGGUCUGUUCGGAAAUCAGAGUCUCAAAUCGGCCGAUAGUCUUCGAGAUCUUCCGACAGCAGUGAAAAUAUCCACAGACGCAUUGCUAAACGAACUGCUGACGCCUUCUGCGAAUUCGAAUCCGCGAAAGUCAAUUCAAAUCGUCGAUGAUAUUUCGAAUGAAAUUUGCAAAGCAGCUGAUUUAGUAAACGACAUUGAAUCCUCUCCGUUUCUCCUUUCUAUCGUCCGUUUUCAGGCAGAAUGCGUCCGUCAGUUGCACAGUGACUCGGAAUUCCGUGAAGCAGCAGAAGACGUAUCAAGAGACUUUUGUGAGCUUGUGGAGGGUCUGAACACGAACGGGCCGCUCUAUAACAAACUGAAAUCAUCGGAAGCGAGAGACAUUUUGGAUGACGUGGACCGGAGGACUUUGACUCUGUUACUCGACGACUUCGAACAGAGCGGAGUGCACCUGCCGAACGACGAGAAGACACGUUUCGUGCAGCUCUCUUCGGAGAUCUUCGACGCUGGAGCAAGGUUUCAGGCGAACUGCGACAGAAUGGUCGCCGUCAAAAAGUAACCGAAUCGGACAGCUCGUUUCGAAUGAAAUCGCUUACAGGUUUGAUCAGGCACAGUAUGGACUGCCUUCUCAACUCUACUCGCCGGUUUCCAAUUCGUUGGACAGGUCGAAGCGGAAAAUGGUGUACAAUACGUUCUAUCGACACGACGAUCGGCAGGAGACGUUCCUUCGAUCGCUCAUUUCUUCACGCCAUCAACUCGCUCUUCUCACCGGUUUCGCAUCGUUUGCUCACCGAGCGCAAAGAAAUUCGUUGCUCGAGGAUUACGACACCGUCCGAAACUUCCUUUGGGGAGUCGUUGAGGUUCACACAAAGUGUACGUCUCUCUGAACUCUUCUUUUGUUGCAGCAAUGUCGUGGUGCGUUCGAAAAGGAACUGGCCGUUCUGAUCGACGUGGCCGCGCAGUGCAGUCAGCAGGACCGGAAUGCGAACGGCGACGUGGCGACGAUUGCCGAACACGAUCUGCCGUUUCUGAUGCAUUUGUACAGGGUAACGAUCGAGUAAAAGAGACGCGUCCUUCACGAAACAGUUCAGGAGAGCGCGUAUGACAUUGCGAGGACGACGCAGGAAGCUUCUCCGUUCUUCACUUUCUCUUCCGUUUGGAACGGAUUCUCCACACUCACAGAACGGCUUUAUGGAGUCCGUUUGGUAGAAGUUCCCGUUCGCAGCGGAGAGAUGUGGGACGUUCCGGGUGUGAUGAAACUGGUGGGUCCUAGUGGAAAGAAAGGUCAGAUCAAUACGAACUCGGGUUCAGAAGGCAGUUGAUGAGCAAAAUAACGAGUUGGGAGUCAUCUACGUCGACAUCUCCACUCGGCCAGAGAAGGCUGUCGGCGACUGUCACUACACCGUCCGAUGCUCCAAACAACUCUCCGACGGCUCGUGGCAAAUGCCUAUUCUCGUCCUCUCGCUGGGGAUCGUCGAGAGCCGAGACCACGAAUGGAUGAAUUCUCGGGUAGAGAGCACGUGUCAUCCUCUAUAAAAUGCUCGCUUUCCAGGUGAGUUUGCAUUCUGCCGAAACAAUGUUCCAUGAGCUGGGACACGCGAUGCACAGUAUUCUGGGAAGGACAAAAUAUCAACAUGUGGCAGGCACGAGAUGCCCGCAAGACUUCUCGGAAAUCCCCUCCAAUCUGAUGGAAUACUUCUUCAGUGACUUGCGAGUUAUGACAGAUGUCAUCCGGAAAAAGGAUGGAUCCAGUGAUCAGUUGUCGAUCGAAUCGGCUGCCACACUUCUGGCUUCUCGGCAUUCUUUCACUGCCAUCGAGACUGUCCAACAGGCCGCCUACGGACUUUAUGACCUGGAAGUGCACGGUCCCAUCGCAGCUCCACAGAUCUCUUCCGGACGAAUGAGCACAACGGAACUGUUCCACGAUAUCAUGAACAAGGCGAUGCCGCACGUGCAGAGAUCGUCGGACGCGGCGUUCCAGCACAGAUUCCAUCACACUGUCCAAUACGGAGCGAAGUAUUAUUCUUAUCUCGUGGCUCGAGCAUCGGCUUCUCUCAUCUGGCAACAGAGAUUCCAGAGCGAGCCGUUCUCUCGGAAAUGGGGAGACUGCUGGGCAGAAGUGCAAUCUCACGGAGGAGGACAUCAUCCGUCCGUGCUGCUGGAGAAGAUUCUCGGCUUCCGACCGACCGAGAACGAUCUGACGCUCGCGCUCUCGAAAGAAUCUCACCAUUUGGCCAAUCUUGAUGCAGUCACCGUUUAG